This is a messenger RNA of Cannabis sativa, 336 nucleotides long. RefSeq lists its product as uncharacterized. The transcript has a single exon. The coding region runs from base 1 to 336 and encodes 111 amino acids. Gene Ontology annotation, molecular function: nucleic acid binding; RNA-DNA hybrid ribonuclease activity. NCBI's taxonomy places the organism in Eukaryota, Viridiplantae, Streptophyta, Magnoliopsida, Rosales, Cannabaceae. The record is from RefSeq and is a predicted model, not a curated record.
AUGAUUUGCAAUGAGAAAACACAAGAAUGGUGGGCAAUAACAUUUUAUGGGUCGUCAACCACUAAAGGAGGAGGUGCAGGAAUAGUAUUAACUGAUCCUAUGGGUAAGAAUCAUAUUCAAGCUUAUAAGUUAUCGUUUGACUGUACUAACAAUGAAGCUGAGUAUGAGGCACUUAUUCUGGGAAUCACGGUCGCGCUAAAAAUGGAAGCCAGCAAAGUUGUGAUUAGAGGAGACUCGAGACUUGUUAUCCGGCAAGUCAAAGGGGAUUUUCUUUGUGAAAGAGCCAUCAUUGGCAAUAUAUCGAACAAUGGUCCAAAAGCUAGCAAAGAAUUUUGA